Lathyrus sativus (Indian pea) is the source of this 1848-nucleotide messenger RNA. Lineage: Eukaryota; Viridiplantae; Streptophyta; Magnoliopsida; Fabales; Fabaceae. The record is from the annotation of a GenBank genome assembly.
AUGCGAUCUUCAUGGGCUGAUUUGGCUGCAAACUCCGCGGCCGAAAAUGCACCACUUCCAUCUUCUGUUAACAAUGGAACAUCUCAACCUCCUUCUCGACCUGUUUAUGUUCCUCCUCAUCUGAGGAACCGUGGAGCUACAGCACCGUCGCCGCUACCUGCUUCAGCUUCGUCUGGAAAUUUUAAUGCUUCAUCUGGUAACGAUAACUCCGGAUCGCGUUGGGCGCCGCCGCCGAGGAACGACUACCGUGGUCGUCCUGGUGGUUUCGGAAACAGGUCUGGUGGUUGGGAUAGGCGUGAAGCUAAUCCUUUUGCAGAUCAGGAGGAUUCUGAGGAGCCGGUUACUCAAGAGGAGCAGGAGAAUACGGGGAUAAACUUUGAUGCUUAUGAGGAUAUUCCGGUGGAGACGAGCGGUGGUAAUGUUCCUCUGCCGGUGAAUACUUUUGCUGAGAUUGACUUGGGUGAUGCGCUUAAUGAAAAUAUAAGACGGUGCAAAUAUGUGAAGCCGACGCCGGUUCAGCGGCAUGCGAUACCGAUAUCCCUUGCAGGAAGGGAUUUGAUGGCUUGUGCGCAGACUGGUUCGGGAAAGACGGCUGCUUUUUGUUUUCCAAUUAUCAGUGGAAUUAUGACUGGACAACCUGCGCAGAGGCCGCCUCGCGGGGUGCGCACCGUGUGUCCACUUGCCCUUGUUCUCUCUCCAACUAGAGAGCUAUCGAUGCAGAUACACGAAGAGGCUAGGAAAUUUUCGUACCAGACAGGGGUUAGGGUGGUUGUUGCUUAUGGUGGAGCUCCAAUAAACCAGCAGCUACGAGAGCUUGAGAGAGGGGUGGACAUUCUUGUCGCGACUCCUGGAAGGUUGGUAGAUUUGUUGGAAAGAGCUAGAGUUUCACUGUCGAUGAUUAGGUAUCUUGCCUUAGAUGAGGCAGAUAGGAUGCUGGAUAUGGGUUUUGAGCCACAGAUAAGGAAGAUUGUGGAACAAAUGGACAUGCCUCCAGCCGGGGCGAGACAGACUAUGCUGUUCAGUGCCACUUUUCCAAAAGAGAUACAGAGACUAGCCUCUGAUUUCCUUUCAAAUUAUAUUUUUCUGGCUGUUGGAAGGGUGGGAUCAAGUACUGAUUUAAUUGACCAAAGAGUUGAGUAUGUUCAAGAGUCUGACAAGAGAAGCCAUCUCAUGGACCUUCUUCAUGCACAAAGAGCAAAUGGUGUACAAGGAAAGCAGCAAGCUUUGACUUUAGUUUUUGUCGAGACAAAGAAGGGAGCUGAUGCUCUGGAACACUGGUUAUGUCUUAAUAAUUUUCCAGCAACUACUAUUCACGGUGACAGGACACAACAGGAAAGAGAAGCUGCAUUAAAGUCAUUUAAAAGUGGCAGGACCCCCAUAUUGGUUGCCACUGAUGUGGCUGCACGUGGCCUUGAUAUUCCUCAUGUUGCCCACGUAGUUAACUUUGACCUUCCCAAUGAUAUUGAUGAUUAUGUACACCGUAUUGGAAGGACGGGGAGAGCAGGAAAGAAAGGUCUUGCAACUGCAUUCUUUAAUGAAAACAAUACAUCCCUUGCAAGGUCUCUAGGAGAUUUGAUGCAAGAAGCAAAUCAAGAAGUGCCCGCUUGGCUUUCGCGGUUUGCUGCACGAUCAUCCUAUGGUGGAGGAAAGAACCGUCGAUCAGGAGGCCGAUUUGGUGGUCGUGACUUUCGAAGAGAAGGUUCAUUUAGUAGGGGUGGUUCUGAUUACCAUGGCGCAGGAAAUAGCAGUGGUGGAUAUGGGGGGGCUUCUGGUGGGUAUGGCGGUGGAUAUGGUGGUGGGUAUGCAGGAAAUAGCGCGGGUCCUGGGGUGACCAGUGCAUGGGACUGA